UGACACUUAAACUUCACGGCGUCGCAAGUCAAGACAGAUCCACUAAACAAGCACAAAAAGCCCUUUUAAUUUUCGAAGAACCACGCCCGGACCCAACGACAGCGACCAGGUUUCGGUUCUGCGACGUCGUCGUUCUUCGCAGCUAAGAGCCUCUUCCGUGGGUGGGACCCGAGACUACUCUGAUAUAUACUUGCAAAUUGAAAGAUUUUUGUUCAUCUUCUUCACAUGAAAAAAUGUUUUUUCUGUGUUACUGGCUUUUAAUCAUCUUUUUAGUUGCUGGGCCUCGGUGUUGUUUUCUAGGCCCAGUACGCUUUUAUACCCAGCCCCAGCGGCGCGGUCCAACGGGCCGCUCGGGUUCCGGGAUUAUACCACAUGAAAGGAACGAAACGGAGUGUAUGUUUUCUGAUUUGGAUCAGGAUCGACAUUUUUGACCAGUACAGAAAUCUGUGCGUUGUACCAUGCUUGUGUCUUUUGCUUUCAUAUGGAUUUAUUUUCAGCAGUAGACACGAACUCGCAGAAAACUUGGCAAAAAUUAUGAUCUGACAAUGCCAUGAUCUCGCUCACCUAGAAGCGAACACGCAUAAUUUUGUUUUUCCUCAGAUCAUGCCUUGCAGCUCUCAAUGCAAUACAGUACAGACGAUUUUAUAACCUUGUUCAGGAAUCCAAAGGCAGAACGAGAGCAGCUUUCAAGCUCGCCUGACAAUUCGUUUUUGUCUAUAGAAGCUUGCGCUACAUUCGUUUUCCUCAGAGCUGACGUCGGCUUGAGUAUGAAGCAGUACCUUUUUGCCGUUCCCAUCUAUGAUGUAAAAAAGCUUUCCCGCCACGGACAUCGACAUGGUCGUAGUUCUUACAAAGGAAAGAAGACGUGAACAUCAAACAUUAACCACUGCGAUGAUUGUCAUUGUAGAGGAUUAGAAAGAACUAU
Molecule: messenger RNA, 925 nt
Organism: Amoebophrya sp. A120
Lineage: Eukaryota; Dinophyceae; Syndiniales; Amoebophryaceae
Source: the annotation of a GenBank genome assembly